AUGGCAACAAACGAAGGUUUCGAAAGAGGACAUAGAAAGAAUAAACUGUCUACAUCUUCUUUGCCCCCCUUCUUGUCCUCAUACAAUUCGUCGACUUCCAUCUCUUCGUAUAUCUCGCCUACAAGCGAUUCAGAUUACAAAGGUAAUAGUCCUUUAAUUACGCCGUGUAUAAGAGAACCAUAUUAUGGACAAUCUCUCGGAAUGAGAUCGAAUUCUCAGAUGACAAUAAAUUCGGACACUUGUAACGGACCGCCAGAUCUAAUUCAUUGGGGUAAGUAUUUUGGAUCUAGAUCGUCGCAAUUUUUGAAUAAUGAUUUCAUAUCUAAGAAGUGGAAAGCAAACGAUGAAUCAUACUCAAAGGAUGAAGAUGGAUAUGUGGGGUUUUAUUAUUAUGCUAAUGGUAUUAAUUUCGACAGAAGCGAAAUUACUAUUGAAGAUUAUAUCUGUGAUAUAAUUGGGUUAGAGAAAAAGGAUGAAGAAUAUACUUGGAAGAAAGAUGCUAACAAUGAUUUUUCCACUAAUAGUAAGAAGGAAAUCGUUGUAACAUACUGUACCUACAAUAUAUUCAGUAAAGCUGACUUACGUUCAAAGUUUAAAAUCCGUACGUUUGGGUCAUCUAAGGCUGCAUCAAUUAAGAUCGAAAAAUCUUACCAAAUUAUUCCGAACAGUUUAGAUUCAAGAAAUAGAAAAGUAUAUUCAUUCAGUAUGCAAACGAUAAAAAAUUUAUCUUCUACUUUUUGGGAGGAGUUGACCGUUUCUCAGAUAAUACGAUUAUUCAAUCACCUUGAUAAUCCUGAUAAGCAAAUCACUGGUUUGGUUAGCUACGCGAACUUAACUAGUUCAAAACAAGUCAUAAUUAAAUCUGCAAAACUAUUAGUUAAAUUUUUGAACAAAGGUAACAUGACUGAAACAGAUCCUGCUAUUGGAAGUAUUACAGGGACAGGUAAUAGUGGGGAGUCUAAUAAGAAGACCAAUCAAUAUAAAAAUUCUAUCGUUGAUUCCUUACUAAGGAUUUGCAAUUUAGAUACCAGCGGUGAAGUGAGUGAUAUUACAAUAGAUGAAAUAAGACGUAGAUACUAUAUUAGCAUGGGGGAAGUUGGAGAAUGGGAUAUUGUUAUUUUGAAAAUACUUAAAGUUCGAAGUGGCUCGAACAAGGAAACAGAUUACAUUAGGUUGAUACAUAAACAUCUUAAUUCUAUCAGCAUUCACAAUACUCAACUGGCAUUGGUCCUAAUAGAACAAGUUAAAUUUCUAAUAUCGAAAAAGGAUUAUGAAACUGCUUUGAAAAUAGCGAAAAUUUGUAUCGAAAUACUUCCACUUGAUUUUGAGACUUGGUAUAAUUUGGCAUUAUGCUAUAUUCUUGUAAAAGAUUAUGCAAAUGCUCUACUAGUGAUGAAUUCUAUUCCCAUAAUUUUAUCUCAGAAAUUAAAAAAUAUGGAUACUGACAGCGUUGCAGGCGUUAAGGAUAUAUAUAUAGAAACAUUUAUUAACAGACUUAACUAUAAUGAAGAGGUAAUAUCCGAGAAAACGUUUGAAUCAUACUUCCCAAGGCCUAGAUCGCAUGCUUCUAAUUAUCCGAGAUAUGUCUCUCUAUUGAAGAAAUCUGUACCAGAUGAUGCAUUGGUAGAUGAAGGUUCGAUUCAAAUGAUUUGGAACGAUUUGUUUUUAUUCAAUUCACACCUUCGUCGUCCUAUAAAUGGAAAUCAGUUUUACCAAUCGCCCCUUAUGAAUAGUUCAGCUCGUGAAUUGUCGUCUGUUGAUCCAAACCUUAUCAGACUAUGUGGUCCAUCCUCUGCGAAAAUAAUUCUCUCGGCACAAUCAGCUGGUACAUCAUCAUCAUCAAUCUUGGACUUUGAUAGGAAAUCUACUUGGGGUAGAUGCUAUGAUCUAUUGUCAUUUCUAAUCGCUCUAGUUGGUUGGGACGAUCUUAUCAGGAUAAAAGAAAGAGUUUUUAAAAGCCUGAAUGUGAUAUCUGACAACUCUAGACCAGAAUACGUCGUUAACAAUAACGUCAAAGAGAACACUCAAGUUGUAUGUGAGGGUUGGUUAGAUCAAUUAUUCUUGAUCAUUUAUGAGGAUUUAAAAAGUUUAAUGCUUAUCACUGCUCAUGACAAGGAGCAACAUCAUAGUGCUAUUGAAUGGGAAAUGUUAGGUUUAUUAGGCUGGUCAGUAAAAUACAAUUUGAAUGAGUCUAUAAGUUCAUUAAUGACAAGUGUUAUGGGAACAGCUGCUCUGGGAGGAUUUGAUUAUUUUGGCACUGUGCAGCUACUCGAGAUAUAUGACGAGUUUAUAUUAAGUGAAGUUCUGGAUUCUAACAUUAGUGCAUUGCAUGAUGAUUACGAGCUAAAGUUGCAUGCACAUAAGUUGAUUUUGAAUCUAUCAGAAGAAGUACACGAUGAAUUUAUUAGAUCAUUAGAAGAAGACUAUUUGACAUUAGAUUUCAUAUUGCUCAAUCUAAUGAAGUUAAUAAGUUGGAAUGUAAGAUGGUAUCAGUAUGUUUCGAAUUAUCUAGUAACAAAAAUUUUGACAAAGUUAUGUACGAAAUACGACCUGGUCUUCAUUCGGAGUAAAAUAAGGGUAGUUUUUGAACAAAACAAAUUAAAUACAGCAUUAAAAACGAAGAAUAAGAACAAGUUUUCUUUAAGUUCAAUUUUGGGAUAUUCUUCUACAGCGCAACCUAAAGUGCAUGAAUUUUUAGAAAGCGAUACGAUUGUUGAUUAUACCGAAAAAUUAAUUGGACGGAUUGACGAAAUCAAUCUGCUGGCGGCAACAAGAUAA
Messenger RNA from Debaryomyces hansenii CBS767, 2778 nucleotides. RefSeq names its product Chs6p (gene CHS6). NCBI's taxonomy places the organism in Eukaryota, Fungi, Ascomycota, Pichiomycetes, Serinales, Debaryomycetaceae. The transcript has a single exon. Gene Ontology annotation, molecular function: protein binding. Gene Ontology annotation, biological process: Golgi to plasma membrane transport. The record is from RefSeq and is a predicted model, not a curated record. The coding region runs from base 1 to 2778 and encodes 925 amino acids. Gene Ontology annotation, cellular component: exomer complex.